Messenger RNA from Cylindrotheca closterium, 2456 nucleotides. Lineage: Eukaryota; Bacillariophyta; Bacillariophyceae; Bacillariales; Bacillariaceae. The record is from the annotation of a GenBank genome assembly.
AUGGUCCACAGGUGGAUCAAGUGCAGGGUCUGCACUGUAGCUCAUGACAUUGAGAUUCAACAGUUUAGCAAACAUGUGCGUCAAAAAAAACACCUAAAGCGAGUUGCUGAGUUCGAGAGCACCAAACCAUCAGCCUACGUGCAACAAGAAAUUCAGUUUGCAGAGCGAUGCCAAAUCGCACAAACAACGGAUAUGGAGACGGAUACCGGUCCCAGCCCAACCCAGCAUUCCGCGGGAGAUAGCAACGACAACGGGAUGGAAUUUUUCUCUCACAAUGAUGAGUGGAGUUCAAUCGAAAUCGAUGAUGCAUCAAAUGCGCCGCCGCAGCUCACUUCGGAAGAUUGGAUGACACAAAUAUUGUCAAAGUGUCCCAACCCAAAGGGCGACCUGUCAGGUUACUUCUCGACCGAGGAAGAAACGACUCCGAUCGAUGGUCUCACGAGAACACCCAUGAAUGCGCAAUACUUUCACUGCAAUUUGGAGUUUGGAUGGGGACCCAGGUUGCUUACUGCUUGGGCAGCGCAGCGGAACACUUCGCUAGACAUCCUACAACGCAUGGGUGCAACCAAUCCCCUAUUCUGCAUUCUUCUUGCAUAUCUUACAAACCGCCUCACCAAUAUUGAGCAGCGUGUUCUUGUUGCGCUAAUGGUAUACAUGUCGGAUCCGUUGAAUCGUGGACUUCCAAUUCCAGAGAACCACGCACAACUGAGAAAUUGCUAUGGACCUGAUGGACGAGAGUCAAUUCCAAAUAUACUCCCGCGACCCAUCAUUCAAAUUCUUGAUACAGGGUUUGCCUACGUCUCGAUUCGCGACAUUCUCCAAUUCCAUCUAGCCAACGGCCAGACUUUGGAUCCUUUGGUCGAUGCACCAUACUCCCCCCAGUCCAAGAAUGUUCAAUCACUCCACGGAUCUUCUCAGAGAGGAAAGGAUCUUGUCGCGUUUUCAAACGAGCAAAGCAAUGCCCAGCCGACCGAGUUUAUAUCUGAAGUUGUGAUUUGGUCUGAUGCUUUUGAUACCAACAAUACCAAAAAUAAUCGAGGCUCCGUACAUGUUGUACUUGUAUCCGUCGGUACCCCUGGAGAUGAUUAUCAUUCUGGUCGCAAUACUUACCCGGUCUCCCUUGGUCCGUCCAAUGGUGACAUGACCACUGCCAUGGAAAAGCUCGUUAGGGAAUUGACAGAGUUAUUCAAGGGCCAGAAAAACAAAUUCUUUCAUGCCGCAUCACAGAAGGAACUGGCGGUUUCCCUGCGUGUGUACUGCUUUCUCCAAGAUCGACCAGAACGAUGUUCUUGGCUCGGUCUCGCAUAUGGUAAUGGAAGAUACGGGGCAAGAUUCGGUUGGGCAGGAGACCUGUCACAAAGCUGUGCGUACAAACGUUUGCCUUCCUGUUCUGACUGCAAUGCUCUGCGUUUAUGCAGUCCAGACGUUAGGCAUUUUCAAUGUACAAGAUGUAGUGAUUGGCGCAUGGACCUGUUGUCUUAUCAAAUUCCAAAGGACUACCCAACAAUCUUCAUGAACAAUAACUCUGAUGGUACGGACCCAACAGCGCAAAAUUUGCCCGACAGUGCUCCAACUGAUGCGAGAGUUAAUGGUAACUGUUUACGGUUCCGCCCAAUAACCUUUCCAAUUUUGAAGUCGGCCUCUGAUUCUACAUUUGACAUGGUUCGACUCCGCUACUGGACAAAGAAACAGGGUAUUGCGUACCUUGAAACAUUUGGACUUUCUCAGGUCUACAUUGCCGACCUUUGCAAUGCGGCGGACAAUCCAGAUGAACAGCAACCUCCACAUCCAACUACAUGGAACGUACCAGGUGUUGACAUCCGACAUCAUAUUGACGCACUGAUGCAUUUGUGCUUUCUAGGAAUCACAAAAGCAAUCUCCACAGAUCUGAUUAGUGGUUGGUUAAAGGCUCAGCGGAAAUCAAGUUCUUUCUACAAUCUUAGCCAUCCAGUCCUUGACCAAAUCAAACGCCAAAGUCUAUCUUGGUGCAAGGUCGAAACAAAAUUUGGCGGAUACGUAUCUGAGAAUUGGAUUGCGUACUGUCUUGUCUACAAAUAUGUUCACCAGCUGCUUUCAAAACUUACUGAAGAUGACGAUGUGUAUAUUGAUCCGCCCGGAGUGCCACUAUCGCAAUACAAUUUGAAACAGAGGAGGGCGUGGCUUUGCGCAAGGAAGGUAGAAGAUAUUUCUAACAAGUCCCUCAAGAAGGCUGUUGACAAAAAAUUCCUCGAAUUUAUUUCGCUGCCUCCAGAGGAAUGCCCGCCAAUCAUCCAACCAGUUGCGUCCAAGGCCACACUUGAACAAGCUAGCCACAUGAUUAUUUGUUGGCAGGUAUGCAUGUCCCGAAUCAUGUCUCUGGAUCAGAAUCCCUCCGGUGCACAACUUUUGGACAUUGAAAGGCACAUUAAAGUCUUUCUGACUUCAGUUGAUGUAUUCGAUCUCACGAGACGAGAUCA